AAAAAUAAAUCUGUUACUGAUCAUCAAAGUGUUGCUAAAGAAUUGGAGCCUUUGGUUGAAUUUAUUGAUUUCAAGAGAAUUAAUGGAAAAAUUUUGGCCGAUGUUAUUGAUCCAUUAGAAAUCAUUCCUUCUAAAGUAAUUUUAAAUGUUUAUCGAGACAUAGCAAGGUCAAACAAUUCAAAUUUAAAUGAUACUCGAGGAAUAAUGCCGAAAACGAUGUACGCUUGGGAUGAAUCAGCAUGUGGAUCAAAACUUGUUAUUGAGGAUAAUGGGAAAAUUAUACGAGCAUCAAAUAAUUGUGAUACACACCAAAGUGCUAGAGCUAAAAUAGCAUUAGAAGAUAAAGGUAUUUUUGAAUGGGAUGUUAUUAUUGAGAAACAUUGUUCAUGGUCUUGGGUAGGAGUAUGUGCAUCAGAAAAUAUUAAUUAUGAAGAUUGGGCAGGAAACCAACUUACUGGAUGGGUAUUAGGUUCUGGUGGUACAUUUCGUAAUCAUAAUAACUAUGUAAAAAACUAUUGUCCAGCAUUUGGAGAUGGUGCAAGAAUUACAGUUCAUUUAGAUAUGAAUAAAAGAACUUGUGCUUUUACAGUCAAUGGUGAAAAGUAUCGGGAAGUAUCAGAAUGGAAUAAUUUACCGUCAAAGCUUUAUCCGGUAGUAUCAAUAAAGUAUCCUGGUCGCUUUCAAAUUCAGCCUCAUCAAAAAAAUGUUUAAUUUUGUAAGAUUAUAGUAUGAAAAAUUUUUUGUGCCUAUAUUAUAAUGUUUAAUUAUGUCAUUUGGAAAUAAUUUAUUAUUUAU
Molecule: messenger RNA, 795 nt
Organism: Rhizophagus irregularis DAOM 181602=DAOM 197198
Lineage: Eukaryota; Fungi; Glomeromycota; Glomeromycetes; Glomerales; Glomeraceae
Cellular component (GO): cytoplasm
Molecular function (GO): protein binding
Source: RefSeq, a predicted model, not a curated record